UGCAACUCUUGGCAUUUACUUGGGUUGGAAAGGUGCGGCAGGAAUACGGCAAAAGCACCCUGGCCUGACCCGAGCGUCCAGUGGCCGCAGCAGGCAGGUAGCCAAGGCUGUGAUCCCUUCUUGGGGACUGAGCGCACUGGGAAAGUGACCUGGCCACGAUUCAUUGCCCAGAGGCGUCCGCGCUGGGGCGACAUCUCCGCUGUCACCCACAGACCAGACCGCGGACGGCCCGAGCUCUGGCCACCCAGAGGGAAACUUUGAAAGCUGCAGCCCGAGGUAUUGCGGGACAGAAGCGAGGGCAAGGGACAAGCGACCUGGUGACAAGCUGAAGCGAAGUCUGUGGACCCAAAUUUGUUGGCCUCUGGGGUGGGGACAGCUCCCGGCCCUAUGAACUUUGGGAGUCCCCAGUAUCCAGGAGCGAAAAGGAGAGGGGUCCCGCGCUCCUGGGGACCCGAGCACUGGCGUCGGGGGGUCGCUGCGGCCCCCGGGGCUUCAUCCAAAGCAGGGGUGGGGAUGCUGAGUCACAGAUCUGUCACCGCUCCUCACCUCUCCGCAGCCCUCCGGGGGCUAAAGCAAAAGCGAAAGCGAAUGCGCCGGGCGGCAGGACAGUCCCAGAGCUGCGCUCCUUACGUCCCGGGGGCCCGGGCCUGGUGUCCCGGCGACCCCGCGGGGACCCGCGGCCAUGGCCCCGCCGCAGCUCCCGAGCAGUGCAGUCCACGCCCUCCGCGCCUUGGUGGUGCUGUUGCUGCUGCUGCUGCUGACGCCGCCGCUGACACCCGGCACCACGUGCCCAACUCCCACAUCUGUUGAACAUGCAGACAUUCGGGUCAAGAAUUACAAUGUGAACUCCAGGGAGAGGUACGUUUGUAACUCUGGUUUCAAGCGGAAAGCCGGCACUUCCACCUUGACAGAGUGUGUGUUAAACAAGACAACAAAUGUUGCUCACUGGACAACGCCCAAUCUCAAAUGCAUCAGAGACCCCACCCUGGCUCGCCAAAGGCCAGUGCCACCCUCCACAGUAGUGACUCCAAGGGCGACCCCAGAGCCAAAGAGCCCCUCCCCUCCUGGAAAAGAAAUUCCUACAGAACCAGAAGCUUUAUCUCCCAAGCCAAAUACCACAGUGGCCUCAGAGACAGCUCUUGUGCCAGGUUCCCAGCUGGCACCAUCCCAACCACCUUCUGCAGGAACCACAGGGACAGGCAGUCAUGAGUCUUCUCAAGCCCCAUCUCCCACAACAGCAAAGACCCUGGAGCCUUCAUCCUCCACCUCCCUCAGGACACCAG
Nannospalax galili (Upper Galilee mountains blind mole rat) is the source of this 1283-nucleotide messenger RNA. It is a transcript of the gene Il15ra, whose product is annotated as interleukin 15 receptor subunit alpha. Gene Ontology annotation, biological process: interleukin-15-mediated signaling pathway. The record is from RefSeq and is a predicted model, not a curated record. Gene Ontology annotation, molecular function: interleukin-15 receptor activity. Lineage: Eukaryota; Metazoa; Chordata; Mammalia; Rodentia; Spalacidae. Gene Ontology annotation, cellular component: plasma membrane.